CACGACCUAAGAAUUCAGGUUGAAAAAGGAACAAUAUUUCACCUCUUUUUGGGUUUCACUUUUUUUCAUUCAGGCAAGUCAACAAACAGCAGGCAAGUGCAAAACGUCGUCGUUAACAACACUCUGAUAGCUCCGCUCCGUUGCCUGCAUUUUCUCUGACCAAAACGGAGCGGUUAAGGACCCGAACGGAGGAUGAGUAGUACGGAUCCAUUACCGUCAGCUCAUGGAAAUCUUGACCAGCAGAUUGGUCAGCUCAUGCAGUGCACGCCCUUAUCCGAGCAAGAGGUGAGAGCACUAUGUGAUAAAGCAAAAGAAAUUCUGAUGGAUGAAAGCAAUGUACAGCCGGUGAAAAGCCCUGUGACCAUAUGUGGUGAUAUUCAUGGGCAGUUCCAUGAUCUUGCUGAGCUUUUCCGAAUUGGUGGGAAGUGUCCAGAUACCAAUUAUUUAUUCAUGGGAGAUUAUGUGGACCGUGGAUACUAUUCUGUUGAAACUGUAACACUUUUGGUAGCCCUCAAAGUGCGCUAUCCUGAAAGAAUUACAAUCUUGAGGGGAAAUCAUGAAAGCCGUCAGAUUACUCAAGUCUAUGGAUUUUAUGAUGAGUGCUUAAGGAAAUAUGGUAACGCAAAUGUGUGGAAGACGUUCACAGAUUUGUUUGACUAUUUCCCACUCACAGCUUUGGUUGAGUCAGAAAUAUUUUGUCUUCAUGGUGGCUUGUCUCCUUCUAUUGAAACCCUUGAUAGCAUCCGUAAUUUUGAUCGUGUUCAAGAAGUUCCACAUGAAGGGGCAAUGUGCGAUCUUUUAUGGUCUGAUCCUGAUGAUCGAUGUGGUUGGGGAAUUUCUCCAAGGGGGGCUGGAUAUACAUUUGGCCAAGAUAUAUCAGGGCAAUUUAACCAUACUAACAACUUGAAGCUUAUUGCACGAGCACACCAGCUGGUUAUGGAGGGAUUCAAUUGGGCUCAUGACCAAAAGGUUGUAACCAUAUUCAGUGCACCUAAUUAUUGUUACCGGUGUGGUAAUAUGGCAUCCAUUCUUGAAGUUGAUGAUUGCAAAGGGCAUACAUUCAUUCAGUUUGAACCAGCUCCAAGGAGAGGGGAGCCAGAUGUAACCCGAAGAACGCCAGAUUAUUUCCUGUAAAACUUUUGCUACCUCCCAAAGAGUGGAGUUUUGCUUUGAAAUCUUCUCUUCAGUAGAGUAGUGGUAGCUCUAUGUAUUGGCUCUGAAACCUAAAGUUAGUAAAUAUUGAUGUGGUUGUAUUAAAAAGCACCCAUAUGGCUGCAGAACACUUUUUGAUUCAUUUUCAUGACAUUCAAAGAGUUGAUGAAGGUGGCUGAUAGCUGCUGCUUGCAAUCUAUUCGCAUAGAAGAUCUUUUAACUUUUUUCUCAACCGC
Messenger RNA from Cuscuta epithymum, 1388 nucleotides. The record is from the annotation of a GenBank genome assembly. NCBI's taxonomy places the organism in Eukaryota, Viridiplantae, Streptophyta, Magnoliopsida, Solanales, Convolvulaceae.